AUGGGUCGGAAAUUCAAGCCAAGGCUCCCCGCCCCCGGGGAGGUGCUGUACCCCCUGGACGGCUCUCCCGCGGUGGAGUCCGUGAUGAGCCCCAGCGGCCUGAAGCUGGCGCUGUAUGCGUGGCGGGUACAGCAGCCGAAGACGGUGGCUCUCUUUAUUCACGGUGUACAGACUCACGCGAGAUUCGAAUUUCUAAGGCACCUAAACCCAGGCGAGCCCGACUUGCCUUCUCCAGCUCCCCCGGCUGCAGCCGCGCCCGCGGGUGCAGCGCAAGCGGCGCCCGCCGCAGCCGCAGCAGCAGCAGCAGCACCUGAAGCAGCAGCAAAGGAAAGACGCGGCAGAGGGAAAGCUAAGGCUGUACGGCCAAUCGGCCGACAGUGCCUGCGCUGGUGCAUCUACGAAGGCAGCUGGGUGCAGCAGCUCAACCGCUGGGGCUGCUCCGUCUAUGCCGGGGACCUGCAGAGUUUUGGCCUCUCGGAGGGCUGGAAGGGCCGCCGCUGCAGCGUUGAACGCCUCGACAACUUCGCUAUGGAUGUCAUUGCCUUUGCAGAGUUCGUAGCCGCAGAUAUCAGCGCUAGGCCCGCCACCGGGGGCUCCCCAGCGCCCUCGGGCGACCAGCAGCCGCCCCCCAUUUACCUCGUGGGCAUUUCCAUGGGUGGCUUCUCAGUAAUUCGCGCCUUAGAGAUCAUGGGCGAAACUCACCACUGGCUUGUCCGCGAGGCCCCCACGUCUGAGGCCCCACACCAGGAGGCCCCAGCUGCGCCCCCCCGCCAGGGGCCCCCCCACAGCUCCACCCAAGGGGCCCCCGUGGAGCCCCCCGAAGGGGCCCCCUCGGCAGCGCUGUCGACGGGAAGCCCUUCCGGUACCCUGACGGAGGCUCCAACAGGGGCCCCCUCAGGAGCCCCCACGGGGGCCCCCAGUGGGGCCUCCGACGACAUAAGGCCUCGCAUUGUUGGCUGCGUCGCUCUGGCGCCCAUGCUGUCCAUAGAAAAGGCCAGCUCGGGGGCCUACAACAGAACCAUGACAAAAGUUGGGGGAGUCUUGUCUCGUGUGGCUCCGCAUUUGGGGGUGGUCAAGGUGCCUCCGGCUCGGCUUCCGUGGGUUGAUGACCAGAAGAACGAGGACCCACUGGUGACGUGCCCGUUGAAGAUCCCGGCUCGGUUAGCCGCUGAGGUGAUGGCUGCUGUGCCCCGCGUGCACUUGAAUGCGAAAUUCAUUCCACUGCACAUUGCCCUUCUAAUUAUACAUGCCAGGGAGGACUCUAUCGUGGAGCCACAAGGCAGCAUACGGUUUAUGAAUGAGUCGGGGGCGCAUAUACAAAAGCGCCGGCUGGAUAUCUUGGAGGGGGAGAGGGGCCACUACCUGGUGAUAGAGCCAGGCAACGAUGAAGUGCUCGCGGCUAUAAAGGAGUGGCUUAGGCUAUAA
This is a messenger RNA of Eimeria tenella, 1425 nucleotides long. RefSeq lists its product as uncharacterized. Gene Ontology annotation, molecular function: structural constituent of ribosome; lipase activity. Bases 1 to 1425 code for a protein of 474 amino acids. The transcript is spliced from 3 exons. Gene Ontology annotation, cellular component: ribosome; membrane. Gene Ontology annotation, biological process: translation. The record is from RefSeq and is a predicted model, not a curated record. Lineage: Eukaryota; Apicomplexa; Conoidasida; Eucoccidiorida; Eimeriidae.